AUGUCGAGCCAGUACAGUGAAGAAGCGCUCUCUGUGUUUGAGGUGCCGCUGGCCCCGAUAGGAGAGGGCAACGAGUUCCGCACACAGAACACAUCCUCAGAAGAUUGGGAGCGACGAAACGUCGUCGAGAGAACCCAAGAUGCAGUUCACGUUUAUUGCGAUUUGAUGGACGUCAGACACGGUACUCUUGGUGCGGCUGCAGAUAUGGAGCUUGCAACACUGCUCGUUUUCCGCUUCCGCUUCGACCCUCAGAAGAAAUCGAGACGGAUUCGUGAAGCGACGGUCAAGAUUGAGUUUGCCCCUAUUACAGCUGGCCAGGAUCCUCCCGAGGUGGCAAGCAUCGCUCCGGACGAGCGCUGGAGCCUGGUGACAACGACAGAUCACGAGGAAAUUGUUAAGGGAAGCGAGCUGAGCCUUGGUGGGUCCGCAGCAUCUGUACUCACGGCGACGGGAAGCCUGAAGAUGCAGAAAACAACAACGCGCGAUAUCAGCGAUGCGACGACGGUGACAGGUACAACAAAUCUUGGUACAGGGCGUAACUCGGGGCUGGAGACGGAUGCUCGGGUGCCUGAUUCAGUGCGUGUUGCAGUGCUCGUCCGGCGCGAGACAGACGAUCCAUUUAAUGCCGUUGUGACGAUUGAGGCCGAGGCGGACCUGGCCACGAAUUUCGGCAGUCUAUUCAGGAAAGUGCCCCUAGACGAUCCGGUGCUCUUCAAUCCCAAGGCCGAGCGGAAGGGGUCGAAGGAAAACGAAGGUCGAUCUCGUGGAGUUGAGAACCUUGGUGAUGAACCAUUGUACUCUUACUGUGAAGCGCGGGUGGUUGGUCGCCGCGUCUGUUUUGAGGAUUAG
Pyricularia grisea is the source of this 849-nucleotide messenger RNA. RefSeq lists its product as uncharacterized. The record is from RefSeq and is a predicted model, not a curated record. The transcript is spliced from 2 exons. The coding region runs from base 1 to 849 and encodes 282 amino acids. Lineage: Eukaryota; Fungi; Ascomycota; Sordariomycetes; Magnaporthales; Pyriculariaceae.